AUGAACACAUGCAAAUGUUUUCUUGUAGCAUCGACCAAUGUUGGCAGUAUGAAUCAAUCACGAGCAUGGCACAAAGCGACCUUAUUAGCAAAUGGAAAAGUGUUAGUUACUGGUGGAAGUAAUCCUCUUACUAUAAAUACUGCUGAAUUGUAUGAUCCAUCAACAGAAACUUGGACAACUACUAGUAGCAUGAAACAUCAACGAAGUACGCAUACAGCAACCUUAUUAACAGAUGGUACAGUGUUAGUUACUGGUGGAAGUAAUCCUCAUACUAUAAAUAGUGCUGAAUUAUAUGAUCCAUCAACAGAAAUUUGGACAACUAUUAGUAGAAUGAACCAUGAACGAAGGGAGCACACAGCAGUCUUAUUAAAAAAUGAAAAAGUGUUAGUUGCUGGUGGAAGUAAUCCUUCUGCUAUAAAUAGUGCUGAAUUGUAUGAUCCAUCAACAGGAACUUGGACAACUACUGAUAUCAUGAAUCAAUCACGAGCAUGGCACACAGCGACCUUAUUAGCAAAUGGAAAAGUGUUAGUUACUGGUGGAAGUAAUCCUCUUACUAUAAAUACUGCUGAAUUGUAUGAUCCAUCAACAGAAACUUGGACAACUACUGGUACCAUGAGUCAAUCACGAGCAUUGCACACAACCACCUUAUUAAAAAAUGAAAAAGUGUUAGUAACUGGUGGAAGUAAUCCUUCUGCUAUAAAUAGUGCUGAAUUGUAUGAUCCAUCAACAGGAACUUGGAUAAACACUAGUAGCAUGAAAAUUUCACGAAUAGACUUCACAGCAUCUGUAUUAACAAAUGGAAAGGUGUUAGUUGCUGGUGGACUUAAUGGUAAUGGUUAUUUAAGUAGUGCUGAGUUGUAUGAUCCAUCAACAGAAACUUGGACAACUACUGGUACCAUGAAUCAACCACGAGCAUGGCACACAGCGACCUUAUUAAAAAAUGAAAAAGUGUUAGUUACUGGUGGAGAUAAUGGUACUGAUUAUUUAAGUAGUGCUGAAUUAUAUAAUCCGUCAACAGAAACUUGGACAAUUACUGAUAUAAUGAAGAGCCAACGAGUGGAGCACACAGCAUCCGUGUUAAGAAAUGGAAAAGCGUUAGUUACUGGUGGAUAG
Rotaria sp. Silwood2 is the source of this 1113-nucleotide messenger RNA. The record is from the annotation of a GenBank genome assembly. Lineage: Eukaryota; Metazoa; Rotifera; Eurotatoria; Philodinida; Philodinidae.